Molecule: messenger RNA, 2501 nt
Organism: Micropterus salmoides (largemouth bass)
Lineage: Eukaryota; Metazoa; Chordata; Actinopteri; Centrarchiformes; Centrarchidae
Exons: 11
Coding region: 132-1541 (469 amino acids)
Source: RefSeq, a predicted model, not a curated record
UUGACAUUGACAUCAGAGCCACAUGCGGUUUGUCCACCACAAGGAACAACAGUAUACUCUGUCCUCUUCAGCCUUUACUUUGUUAAAAGAGUGCUGUUGGUUUUGACUGAAGCUGAAGGACUACAAAAGCCAUGCUUUUGGCAGCGGCUGAAUGUGUGUUGAUGGGUUUCAUCCUGUACAUCUCAGGGAUUCAGGGACAAGCAAACCACAUCUGUGCCUUAAAAGGUUCAUCAGUGGAUCUGCCCUGCUCAGCUCAACAUCCCACUUCAAGCAUAAAAUGGUACACCAUUCACAUUACUGAUCCACGAUCCACGUAUGUCCUGAAUGAGCUUUCUGCAGAUGGAAAUCAUGUUACGUAUAACAUGUCUGAAAAGAGUAUCUUCACUCUAACAAUCAAUGAUCUGAGAGAGAGUGAUGAAAAGUUUUACUGCUGCAAAGAAACUACUGACAAACCAGAAAACUGCUGGCACAACAGAACUGAGCUCCACAUUGCAGACCUGCAGGUAAAGGUGAUUCCUGCCACAGAGGGACAGACAGUAACACUGAUGUGUAACACCAGCUGUCCUCUGACUGAAAACCCUGCAGCCUACAUCUGGUACAGGAACAGAGAGUUUCUCUAUCAGGACUGGUCUCCCUGGUACCAACAGCUGGUCAGCAGUGACAAAGCAGUCAGAUACUCCUGUGCUAUCAAAGGCUACGAGGGUCUCAGAGCCCCUGAAGUCUCCGUGGAUUCUGUCACACCAACCUGCUUUAAUGUCACCUAUGCUAAAGGAAUGUGUUCAGUGGAUAAGCCCUGCUCCACCACAUAUCCAACAGAAGUAAUGUUACAUGUUGAAAGGAAUUUUGAGAAGAACUAUGUAACACUGACCUGUGCCACCAGCUGUCCGAUGGCUGACCCUCAAUAUGUCUAUACGUGGUACUGGAACAAACAGUUAUACAGUCACUGUAAGAGUCAACACAUCACACUUUUCCGCUCUUCUGUUGGAGUCUUCUCCUGUGCUGUGACAGGCCUCGAAUAUCUGCACUCUGAUGAAAAAUGUCUUGAUGAUUCGAACUGCUUGAGUGUGAAUUACGUCAGCAGGAGGAUCUGUGCCCUGGAAGGUUCAUCAGUGAACAUUACAAGCGAAUCCUCGGGCCAAUCGGUUAAUUCAUGGAAUAAAGUAAAGAGACGUGAUGAGGAGGAUGAUGAAACUUUGACUGACGAUGCUGGUCGUGUGGAGUUUCAUGUCAUAAAAAACUACCACAUAAUGAGCAUCAAUAACCUGAUGAAGAAUGACUCAGCAGAAUACACAUUCACGCCCCGAAAAUAUAAACAAGGACGGACACAGUCUGAUUUAUCUGGAGUGACUUUAGUUGUCACAGGCCUGAGAGUGAAGUUUACUCCUUCUGCAGAGGUGACAGAGGGCCAGAGAGUCACACUGACCUGCAGUACCAGCUGUCCUCUGACUGACAACACAAACUACAUCUGGUACUUGAACAGUCGACGUUUUGACCGGGCCAAAGAACAAAAAGAAACAGCUGGUUCUAGACCCGGUCAGUAGUCAGCAUGAAGGAAACUACUCCUGUGCUGUCAAAACUCCCAAAAACAUCAGCUCACCAGAAGAAAGUCUCAUUGUCAAAGCUCAAGGGAAGUCAGUAGCGAUAAUGAAUGCAGUAAAACUGACUGUUUUGUUACUGAUCCCGCCUGCUGCAUUUCUCUUCUACCUGGCGCUGAGAUCUAGGAAAAUGAACAAUCCAACCUCCGCUGCUGAGCUAAGUGACAAAGUACAAAGUGAACAGCUGUAUGAAAGCAUUGCAUUCGUGACCAUGAGUCCUGCUGCACAGGAAGCACCUGCAGAGGAGCAAGAAUACACUGUGUAAUAUGAGCUUGGAUUUUAGAUAUAUGUGCAGGGCGCUUUGCAGAGGACAAAUAAAUGUAUGUCUUGUUCAUUUAGAUACAAGCUGGAAAUGCAUGAUUUGAGCACCAUUUAGGCAUCUGUAAACUCAUGUAUGUGAUGCAGCCAAAUCAGGAUGUCACAAUCAUUUACUCGUAUCCUUUGUGAUCUGCUUCCUGUUGGGGGGGUUGCAAGGCUGUUAUCUACAGAUGACUGACACAUCCGUUCAUGAGGGCCUAAUGCAUGUUUUGAAUGCUGAUUGUGGCUAAUAUAUUUUUCUUGUUAUAUUUUAUGUUUUAAUGGCAUAUUAUAAUAACAUUUACAAUAAUAUUUUUGUAUACUGGGGAUAACUUUGUACAUGACACUUUGCUUCCUUCUUCCCCUGCACAUUUCACAGUGAUGUUUGUGCAAAAGUGUGAAAUUAAAUUACAACAGACUGAUUCCUCUUGCCUAUUUCAUCACUUUCUUGUAAAUGUACUUUAAUGUGAAAGGAAAUGCAUUUAAAUGUUUUUAGUAGGUUUUUGUUGCUUUCAUUUCAAUCUACAACUGUAACUUUAUAUAGGCUAUGUUAUGUUUACUGUGUUUUCUUUUAUUCUUCAAUGUUAGAGAUAUAAACACAUGGCAGUA